Molecule: messenger RNA, 393 nt
Organism: Aegilops tauschii subsp. strangulata
Lineage: Eukaryota; Viridiplantae; Streptophyta; Magnoliopsida; Poales; Poaceae
Source: RefSeq, a predicted model, not a curated record
AUGGUCGGAAGAUCUUUACAGCCAGACAAGGACCCGUUCAAGCCAAAGGAAGAGGGGGAGGAAACUCUGGGACCAGAGGUUCCUUACCUGAGUGCAGUUGGAGCACUCAUGUACCUCGCAAAUUGUACACGGCCAGACAUUGCGUUCGCCGUUAGUUUGCUUGCUCGGUACAGUUCUGAACCUACCAAGAGGCAUUGGAAAGGUGUCAAGGACGUCUUCCGUUACCUGCAAGGGACCAAAGAUCUUGGCCUAUUUUAUAAAAGAAAUCAAGACCUAUUUAUUAUAGGCUAUGCCGAUGCUGGGUACCUAUCGGACCCGCAUGAUUGCAAAUCGCAGACUGGAUAUGUUUUCCUUUGUGGUGGAACUGCGUUUUCCUGGAAAUCGUCCAAGUAA